AUUGGACUGCACACGCCCAGCCUCAGCACCAGCGCAUCCUCCAAACCCCGCGUUUGUUCCUCGAUCCGUUCAAGGCCAAGCUCACGAUAUUCUCGUUUUUUCGCUGCGUUAUCCUCGCUCUUAGCGAGCCGUUAUGUCUAUAAAGAUAAACAGUGAGCCAUGCCCAAUGCCGAACGCCGCCUGACUCCAUUCCUGUCGCCGCCGCCGCCACUGCUGCUGUUGCUAUUUACACGCUCUUUGCUUCUGAUUUCUGAUGCGCCAGUUGGAGCCGCGAAUGAGGGCGGCGGCCUUCAGCCCAUUUUGCCCGGGGACAAUGGCGAGAAUGCCAGCACCACGCCGAGUCCUCCGGGGGUGUUUCUCGGAGCACCUGCUUUUACUGAAGAGCCCCGGUUUGCCCUAAAGGUUCUGGUGAGAGACAUGGCGACACGUCAUCUCUUGCCAGGGGCCUCAAUUGGGAUUUAUGUGAACCACACUUUGAGCAGCUCCACCUGGACAGGGGAAAAGGGUGAAGCUCUGCUUUGGGUGCCGUACAGCCCCUGGCUGAGUCUGACCCUGGUGGCCAGCAUGGAGGGUUACGUCCCCAGCUCACUGCCUUGGAGCACGACCAAGAAACCCAUCUUCUCUGCCGUGACGUUGCUGCUGCUGCCUCAGAGGCAAGGAAAUAUCUGGCUAUUUGAAGACACAGUGCUCAUCACAUCCAAGUUACCUGACAGUGCCUCUCAACUAAAGAUAAAGAUUCCCAAGAACCUGCUCACACUACCUUUCAAGAGCAACAUGUCAUCAUUGACACCUUACCUGACUGUGCCAGAGUUAAGGAAGGAGUGUGACAGCUGCACUCCAGGCAUUAUUGUCAACACAUCAGUUUUUAGAAGCAUUGGGUUGAAGCCAGUGGCAGCAGUCAGUGUCCGGCUCUAUGCGGGAGGCCAGGAGCUCCAGGUUCAAGGACCCAUCCAGUUUAAUGUGCCUCUGGGGAGCGGCACCCGCCUCAGAGCCUCUGACACCAUACCAGCCUGGUCUUUCAACCUACAGACAGGUGCCUGGGAGAAUCAGGGCCUGGGAAUAGUGCAGAACGUUGAUAAAGAGCUGUUUUGGACAUACACCGCUUCUCACUUGGGAUACUGGAUCGUUGCCCCCUUGCCUUCAAACGAUAAUGGAAGCUCUUUGGAUUUCCUUUCCUAUCACAACCUCCUGUUGGUGGGAAUACUGGCAGGAACUCUUGUAGUCAUGAUUGGAUUCCUGUCUUUGCUCUUGUGUCAAUACGGUUCCCAGCGAGAGCCCAGGGGCAGACGAGCCCGUUUUUCCAAACUCACAGUGGUGAAAAAAGACCAGACUACCUCCAUGCACAUGGAGGAGGGUCUGCUCUUUCACUCAGGUGAGAAUAUCCUGGCUUCCUGUCACGUCCAGUGUGACCCUUUGUCCACCCCAAGGCACAAAGCCAACUACAACAUCUAUGUGGAAGACCCAGCCAGUCAAGUAACAGCUCCUCUAUAUGAGAAUAUUUCUGCUGAUCAUAUCAAAAUUCCCCAAGUGCUCACUCACUACAUCAACAACGAGGAGAUAUCUCAAUUUAUGGAGCGCAGCAACUUAAAUAUUGAUAGCUUCUUUCCGGACAAACUGGUUCAUAUCUACAACCAUCCAGUGGCCAUCAUUCAGGCACCAGAGCUUUUCAGCAGCCAAGAGCCACAGAAAGCCGGCUGUAAGUCUGCCACAUUCCCCCGUAAUGGAAAUGAGUUUGACUCUCACUCAGAAGCACCAAGUAAAGACGGCUACACACAGACGCUUGGCAAAGUUCAAAGCAGCCAACAGCAUAGCCAUCAAGAUGAGCCCCAGCCUCUCGAAACUACUCCCCCAAGCCAAGGCCCUCCAGCUGUAUGGGGCCGCUACAGUAACCUUCUUGAGUCCUCUGUCUCAGUGCCAGGGACUCUCAAUGAGGCGGCCGGGAUGGAAGGCUUUAGCGGCGGUCACGGCAUAUCGAGCGAGCUGCAAGGGAUCUCAGAGCGCACUCUGUUGGAAUUGACCAGGUGCAAGUCUUCGUCUUCCCACCCCAGGGCCUGGUUCGUCUCCCUGGAUGGGAAACCGGCCGCUCAAGUGCGCCACUCCAUCAUUGAGCUCCACAGCCGCCACCGCCCUACCAGCAGCAACGACACCAGCCUGGACUCCGGGGUGGACAUGAACGAGCCUCAGCAGAACAUCCGUGAGGUGCGACGGGAAAGGACAUCAAUCAGGGCUUCCUCGCUUCCGCAGCACAGCAGAAGCGGAAGGUAUGGCGAAGAGCAGGAUCUGAGUAGUAGCGAGAGUGGCACUACGGCCACUGGCACUCCAGAGGACCCCUCCCUCAGGAACAUUCUAGAUGGAAGCAGCGGAACUAUUCCCAACAUUCCCGAGGAGCAAGACGGAAUGGACACAUCCAGCGCUCAGGAAGACAGUGAGCUCAGAGAGACACCCCCACCACGCCGCCUGAGGAAGUGCAAGGAGAAGGUGAAAUCAGAGAAAAGAAAUACCAAGCACGUUCGAGAGGGGCGACCUCUGACCAAGCGAAAAUAGUUGAAGCAAGUUCCUUUGUCCAGGAACCGCCGGCUUGCUUUUCCUCUUCUAGGCAAUGUUGUUGUCGAACUCUGUGAUUGUACAACUUUGCCAAAGAUUGCAGAAAUGCUCUGCUGAAGCAUCAAGAACCUGCAAACACAUUUUGAAGAUCACCAGCAGGAUUCCUCUUGUGGACGUUCAUGUCCCACAGUCCAAGCAGAAAGAGUGCCUUCUUUCUGCAUCCAACAGUGAAGUAAGAUGGAGUUAAUGCUGGUGAGUCUGCAGGAUGGACAUAACACAGGGCAACAGUGCACUUAUCCUCACCAUCAACCCACGGCGCCCACAUAUGGCUUAUCCCCCCGCCCCCACACUUUCAAAGAAAAACCUUACGAAAUGAUACUGAGAAUCGAAUUGAGAUGGCUUUCUGUUAAGGUAAUGGAAUUUGUAAAACUCAACUGCCUUUUUUGAUGUGCAUGAAAAAAAAUUUUUUUUGGUUUCGUUUUUUUAAUGAGAAAUUAUUCUCACUACAGUACAAAUGUAGUUUAGGAUUGUAAGCAUUAUUCAUCCUAGUGAUCAUUUUCAACCUCAUCACAGCAGCACUUCCUUUCAUGUAUUGUAUAUGUUACUUGUGAAAUUACAUUUUGUGCCUUGGAGAAUCGCUUGAUCAUGUUCUUUCGUCUUUAUUCGUUGUGUAAAUAAUGGGACUCAAGCAACCAUCGCUCUGUCCAAUCCAAUACAGAAUAUUCAUGUUCAUGCACAAUGCCAAAUCCAGAAAUAUUAGCAGCAAAAUUGAUGUUUAAAGCUGAGCAGUUUUGCCAAAUGUAGUCUUCCAUGAUGGAUUCAGGUUUGGUUUCAGUUGUCAUGCGUGUGUAUACUGUAGAGUCAAAUUGCUUCAGUUAUGUGACUGUGAUGUUGAUUGUGCAAUUUUCUUCUAUUUGUACACUUAAUUCAUUUCAAAAUCUUGCAUUCACUGUUUUGGAGUUUCUUAGAAAUGAAUACAAAACAGAUAGAUGUUUCUUUUAAAUGUAGCAACAAUAUGAGCACUUAAUGAGUCAACAGGCUUAUCUAAAACAAAACAACAACAUUCACUUCAAGUAAUUUCUUUAAAUGUAUUUGUAAUGCUUUGGCAGUCAUGACACAUUUCUUCCCAAUCACUAUGUAUUCAUUUUAUGUGCUUUAAAGUAUUAAACACAUUUGUUUUGAA
Hippocampus zosterae (dwarf seahorse) is the source of this 3727-nucleotide messenger RNA. RefSeq names its product family with sequence similarity 171 member B (gene fam171b). Bases 160 to 2544 code for a protein of 794 amino acids. The record is from RefSeq and is a predicted model, not a curated record. The transcript has 8 exons. Lineage: Eukaryota; Metazoa; Chordata; Actinopteri; Syngnathiformes; Syngnathidae.